This is a messenger RNA of Ambispora leptoticha, 156 nucleotides long. Lineage: Eukaryota; Fungi; Glomeromycota; Glomeromycetes; Archaeosporales; Ambisporaceae. The record is from the annotation of a GenBank genome assembly.
AUGGCUGCCAAUAGUUCCAAUUCUUCACAACCUGUUCUUUCACCAGUAAUAAAAUGGAGUGGAAAAGAUGCAGAAAAUCAAAGUGGUAGCGAAGCAAUAGUUAUUCCAUUUCGUACUGAACUUGACAAUCUUUUAAAUAAAGAACGAGAACAUUAA